AUGUCGUCGGCGUCGCAGCCCCUCAGGACAGGGCCACCUCAGCACCAACACCAAAACCAACGAGCUCCAGGCAGUUUUUCACCCAUGUCUCAGCCCCUAAUUUCGCGGCCAGCUCUACGACGGGUCGAGUCGAGCGACGGCGAAGACGACGACGACAACGACGAGAAGCUGGUGCCCGUCGUCAAGUCGCGGAAUGGCUCAGUAACACAGCAGCAUGCGUCGACGGCAGGUCUCUCUCAGCGCCCAUUCUACUCCUCCUCCCCUGCGACAUCGAGUACCACCAGUCUCCAGAACUUUUCGCGCCCAACCAUCAACACUGCUCUGGGUCUUCAGUCCUCUAGGAAUGCGUCGCCUUUGAGCGCUGUGUCGAAAUCUGCGACGUCCGAUUUCUACCGUGGUCACAGCAGGAAGCAUUCCCAGACCCAGGGCUCUUUCGAGCCUUACCUCCCCACAGCUGCCCAUUCGAAUAUUGGGAACAUGGCAAAUCACAACAACGGGCUCAGCGCGUCUCAGAUUGCUGCGCAGGCAGCUAUGCAACAGCAGGCACAUAACAGGCAAAGGUCCCAGACCGUCCCUACUCCCAUGCAAGAGGGAUUGAAUGUACCGCAAACUCGCAGACCUUCUAGAGCAGGACCUACCAGCCCGCCCACCUUGAGCUUGACGGAAGCUUCAGGACCUAGGGAACAGAGCUUUGGAGGUCAGAUAUACCAGAACGGUCUACUCGGGGGAUCCCAUGGGAAUGCUGCCCAGACUGCUGCCAACCUAGUGUUCCCCAAAUCUCCCGGCGCUCCUCCCAGUCUACCAGCCACUACGGACCAUGACCCAUAUGCGGUGCAUCGUGCGCAGCAGGAGAAGCCUCUGAAGACCGAGAAGUCCAAGGUAAAACUAUUUUCGAGGCCAGCGAAGAUAGGAAUAAGUAAGGAUAAGGAAGCCAAAGCCGGUGCCUUGCCCAGCCCAAAUCCCUCGUCGAGCGCUGCCAGUAUAUACAGUAUGGCCAACUCUUCCACAGCGACGAUACGAGCGGUCGAGUCCCAAGCACCGGAAAAAGAAAAAGAUAAGGAGAAACACAAGCACCAUUUCUUAUCCAGACAGAAGCACAAGUUGAGCAGUAAGGAUGACCAUAGCUUGAAUCUGUCUUCCUCGGCCAGCAAUUCGAGACCAGUUGAUCCUAGUGCCCCGAGUAGCAUUUACAAUUUCAAUAUUCCACCGAGUCCAGGACCUACAACCACCAGUUUCGCGAAGAGUAUGAGUGGGCUGGACUUGUGGCAUGGUGGUAGGGCGUUGAGAGAGAAGAAGAAGGAAGAGAAGUCCGAUGCAUUACGCGAAGGUGAGCUCUCUUACCAAAUUAGCAACGAGUGGCCAGGACCUUCGAGUUUAGGAUCCGUCGGGGCAGCGUCACUUGUUGGGUCCAUGGCUGGAAGUCAUGCCUACCCGUCAAGUGUUUAUGGCCUCGACCCAGAUUUAGGCAGCAAAUCUGGAUUGUUAAAUCUCGGCCCUGACGAUGCUUGGCCAUACCUAAAGGCCAAGCUACUGAUCAUAUUUGAGGGAGAGGAUUUAAGGUUACCUGUAGAGGAUUUCAACCGGCUUGUAACUAUCAAUCUUCAGCGCUGCAUACAGAAGCGAGCCCCAAAUAUGAUAGUUGAAGAUCUCCGAGAUCUACUCGCAACAGGAUUUGGUUCCCUAGACUUCACACUUCGGCGCACGCCCGACGACCGCCUCAUCUCGCAUUUAGUAGAAAUGUGGAUGUUCACAUUUACCUCCGUGCUUCCCUACAUGCAAGCGGUCUUCCUCCCCUUGGACCUCGAAUUCUCCGGCCAAGGCCCACUCAUGAACCCCGAACAAGCGCGCGACUUCUGGGGUGCCCUCUCCUCUCCUAACAUACCCGCCUCGCAAGGACUGGAAGUCCGCCGCAUAGUCUUAGCCGCCUACCGCGACACCGUUAUCCUUCCCCGCUUUGAUACCCUUAAAACAAUCUUCUCCCGCCUCUCCCUCGAAUCAAUCUCCUUCUCUAUCCCCACUACCGAUAACCUCUCCACGUCCCCUGAUUCCUCCGGGAGGCGACCGUCUACAGCUAUAUCACUUGACCCAGCCCACGCCUCCUACGGCUCUCAAACUACCACUUUACUAGGCGGUGGCUCCUCCGGUGACGGCAGCGGUAGUCGCAGUCGCGCGAUCUCAAAUGUAUCCUACGGCUCUGAAACUUCAGGGCUGGGAUUAACGAAUUUGCCUCCCCCGCCAGCGAGACCAUUCACGCCAUCUUCUACUCACCCUUCGCAUCCACUUAAUCGCGGACAGAGAGAUAAGACGGUGGAGGAUAGCAGUAAGCAGUUGACCGAGACGGUAGGCAGGAUGCUCCAGUGCAUGAGCGUGCUUAUGAGUGUGGGUGUGGGAGGGGGAGGUGAUGAGGAUAGUCAGCGGAAAAUGGAGGAGUUGACUCGGGGGCUUAAGUUGAAUUGGCUUGGAAGGGGCAGGAUGGGGAGAAAUCGGAGAGGAUUGGUAGGCGCGAAGGUGCCGGGAAUGGUGGGCAAGGAUAUCAGCGUGAUUUGA
Messenger RNA from Drepanopeziza brunnea f. sp. 'multigermtubi' MB_m1, 2547 nucleotides. RefSeq lists its product as uncharacterized. The record is from RefSeq and is a predicted model, not a curated record. Lineage: Eukaryota; Fungi; Ascomycota; Leotiomycetes; Helotiales; Drepanopezizaceae. Gene Ontology annotation, cellular component: TORC2 complex. Gene Ontology annotation, biological process: TORC2 signaling.